AUGGCAGCAACCAUCAAACUCGACAAACCUCACAGUCACUUCACAAACUUGGACAACAUUACUGGCAGGGUAAUAUUGAGGCUGCAUUCCGAUACCGCUAUUAGCACUAUUCACGUAAAGCUCGAAGGGGAGAGUCGCACUCGACUCGCUAAUCCGCGCAAUGACCGGGAGAAGAGAAAGAAUGAGAUUGAAGUGCAUAAAAUCUUGUAUAAAGUAAAGUCUGUUUUCCCGAGCCCAGACAUCGCCCAACAUAGCUCUCCAAAUGCCUCAUUUACUCUCGCCCCUGGUGUUUAUGAAUACCCAUUCCAGUUCAAGUUUCCGUUCAAUAAUUCCUGCAGCAACCAAAAUUCAAUGUUGACAAAUCUCAACAUGGUCGGUUUACGUGUUGAGAUGGCACGAGACACGUAUAAUCAUGUCAAGAGGACGCUACCCCCUACAUUAAGCACAUUUCCUGGCGAGGCAGAGAUCAAAUAUUAUGUGAAAACGACGGUUGUGCGUCCGCAAUUUUACAAGGAAAAUAUUCGUUCGAUUGCACCAUUCAAUUUCCUUCCUAUAGAACCUCCUCGAACUGGAAACCCCAACGAAGAGACCUACGCCAGACGUCAACACGUAUUUGCCAAACCACCUCCACCGUCAGUUCUAAAAAAGGGCGGCCUUUUCCGCAAGCAAUCGUAUGUAGCUGCCCCCAGCGCUGCUGUCGAUCCAAUACGGGUUUCGGUUGAUGCAAGAUUACCGAACCCCGCAAUUCUUACAUGCAACGAGCCGAUCCCGUUACGGAUUAUAGUCACUAAGCAAUCUCACACUUCUGAAGCGAUCUAUAUGCAGCUACUCCAGAUUGAGUUGGUUAGCUAUACAAAUAUCAGAGCUCAUGAACUUGUUCGAACAGAACCUCUUACGAACUUAAUCUUUAGCCGCAGCAAUAUGAAUAUCCCCAUCGGGCUAGGUACAGACCCCCUAGGAACAGAGUGGACAAUCGACGCAAGCCUAUGGAACAGACUCCCACUUCCGCCGGACGUUGCGCCUUCGUUCGAGACAUGCAAUAUUUCUCGGAGCUAUGAACUGGAAGUACGGGUUGGCUUGUCACAUGGCUCUGCAGGUAGAAUGAUGACUAAUCAGAACCGCCCACAGCCACAAGUCAUUGUUGUCCCCUUGCGGUUGGCCGUGCAGGUAUAUUCUGGCAUCCGUCCGCCGCCUGCUCUUCUGGAGGCCAUGGGCGCCAAUGGAAGAAUGGGCAAACGGCCUCAAGGUCCCACAGCAACAAAUCAAGAGAAUCCUCCACCAAAGCCGCCACGACCAUCUAACCAACCAUAUGAAAUGGAUAAUAAUGCUGCCGAUAAUGAUGCGCCACCGAGCUACGAAGACGCAAUGGCAGAUAUGCUUGGUCCGAUAGAUGGGCCCCGCGGGGAUUAUCAAUCUACCACGCCCGCUAUGGAUCGGAGUCUUUCAGGGCCUCCAGGCCCCAUUGGCGAUACCAAGGCACCUAUCAUUGAUUCCGAAGAAGAAGAUGACCACGUUAACAACGGCAACAACAACAGCAGCAUUACACGCUCCUUCUCUCGGGAUUCGUCCGAGUCUGUCGAUAUGCUCCCUCAAUCACCACGGUUACGCCCAACAUCAUACGCGGACAGCGUUUUUGAAGAGGCUGCAUCAUCCUCAGCAAAGGGAUCUCAUAAACCCGGCGAACAAAGCCAGACCAAUCACAGCACUACCGAUAAUAUACAGGUGGAGCAACAGACACUAUCACAAGCACCUCCUCCUCGUCGCGCAUUCAGCACAGGGGUGCCGAAUCGACGACCUGUGCCAAACUCGGGUCAAUCACGAGGAAACCCAUCAUAA
Molecule: messenger RNA, 1836 nt
Organism: Talaromyces atroroseus
Lineage: Eukaryota; Fungi; Ascomycota; Eurotiomycetes; Eurotiales; Trichocomaceae
Exons: 5
Coding region: 1-1836 (611 amino acids)
Biological process (GO): ubiquitin-dependent endocytosis
Cellular component (GO): plasma membrane; cytosol; cytoplasm
Molecular function (GO): ubiquitin protein ligase binding; protein-macromolecule adaptor activity
Source: RefSeq, a predicted model, not a curated record